Fragaria vesca subsp. vesca is the source of this 1314-nucleotide messenger RNA. RefSeq names its product xyloglucan endotransglucosylase/hydrolase protein 22-like. Lineage: Eukaryota; Viridiplantae; Streptophyta; Magnoliopsida; Rosales; Rosaceae. The record is from RefSeq and is a predicted model, not a curated record. Bases 1 to 1314 code for a protein of 437 amino acids. Gene Ontology annotation, cellular component: apoplast; cell wall. Gene Ontology annotation, molecular function: hydrolase activity, hydrolyzing O-glycosyl compounds; xyloglucan:xyloglucosyl transferase activity. The transcript has 3 exons. Gene Ontology annotation, biological process: cell wall biogenesis; xyloglucan metabolic process.
AUGUCUUCUUGUAAGGUCUCAAAUAUGGUGAUUUUUCUCACAUUGCCAUUGGUCAUGAUGGCUAGCAUACCUGCUUCAGCUAAAACAUUCUAUGAAGACUUUGAGCAAACAUAUGGCGAUCAGCGUCUUCAAUUACUCGAUAACGGGCAACACUUCACACUCACACAGGACAAGGAUUCUGGGGCGGGAUUCAAAUCCAAGAAUGAAUACUUAUUUGGACGCUUUGACAUGGAUAUGAAGCUGGCGCCUGGGAACUCAGCUGGUACUGUCACCACAUUUUAUGUAAUUACUCUCACUCCCGAACACGAUGAGAUAGACAUAGAGUUUUUGGGCAACGCUUCUGGGAAUCCGUACACUCUCCAUACCAACGUGUACAGUAAGGGUAAAGGAAAUAAAGAAGAACAGUUUCAUCUUUGGUUUGAUCCCACUCAAGAAUUUCACAACUAUACAAUUAUCUGGAACCCCACGCGUAUCAUAUGGUUGGUGGAUAACUCUCCCAUUAGGAUUUUCAAGAACUUCGAAUCAGAGCUUGGUGUUCCAUAUCCUCAUAGCAAACCCAUGAGGGUUUACUGCAGCUUCUGGAAUGCCGAUGACUGGGCUACACAAGGCGGAAAAGUAAAGGCCGACUGGUCUCAAGGUUCAAAAACAGUCUCUUACAAAAACCACAACAUCAAUGCUUGUAUGUCAUGGCAGCAGGAUUGUGCUACUUCGAACAAAGACCCCAAGUCAUGGCAGAAUUAUGAUCUUGGUGAGGCAGGUCAUGAUAGGCUUCGAUGGGUACGAGAGAAGAUUAGGGUUAGCAACUACUGUGCUGACAAAGGUAGAUUUCCCGAAGGUCUCCCACGAGAGUGUAUGCCUUCUGAGUUUGAGAACCCCGCAGAUCCCCCCGCCGGUGCCGUCCCUGCGAACCCUCCCGGUGCUAACCCUUCCAAAAAUUCCUUAAAAUCCUCCACUGCCAAAGCUAACCCCUCACAUCCCCGCAGACCACGUCAACCUGUAAAUCCCGCCAUUCCCAAACCGGCAAAACCCGCCGUUCCCAACCCGGCCAAACCCGCCAUUCCCAACCCCGCGAAUCCCGCCAAUAUUCCCAACCCGGCCAAUCCCGCCGGUCCCAACCCUGCGAAUCCCGCCAUUCCCAACCCGGCAAAUCCCGCCAUUCCCAACCCUCUGAAUCCCGCCAUACCCAACCCUACAAAUCCCCCCAUUCCCAACCCUGCAAAUCCCACCGGUCCCACUUCAAAUCCAACUAUUCCCCAACCUAUAAAUAUCGGCAUAAAUAUCGACCCUAGAAAUCCCAAGAGAAACCAUUACUAG